Molecule: messenger RNA, 843 nt
Organism: Mycosarcoma maydis (corn smut)
Lineage: Eukaryota; Fungi; Basidiomycota; Ustilaginomycetes; Ustilaginales
Exons: 1
Coding region: 1-843 (280 amino acids)
Biological process (GO): translational initiation
Cellular component (GO): eukaryotic translation initiation factor 4F complex
Molecular function (GO): translation initiation factor activity; RNA 7-methylguanosine cap binding
Source: RefSeq, a predicted model, not a curated record
AUGUCGGCAACUACCGACCUUCCAAAGCGACCGGCAGAUGCCGCCAAGGCUGCCCUGGACUCGGCUGUCCACCACACCGUCAAUGGUGACGCUGUAGCCACCUCUUCGGAAGACGCCUCCGGUGCUAGCGCGCCAUCAAAUACGGAUGCCAAUGCUAACGAGUAUCGCACCGUCUUCCAGGACGCCAACAACUUCAACGUCAAGCACCCGCUGUACAACUCGUGGACGUUGUGGUUUGACAACCCCUCCCAAAAGGGCAUGGCAUCUGCGCGUGGAAGCAAGGAGAGCUGGGGGGACGACAUGAACAAGGUGGUCGACUUUGACAGUGUGGAAGAGUUCUGGGGUCUUUACAACAACGUGGUGCCACCUUCGGAAUUGCCACAAAAGGCCAACUACUACCUCUUCAAGCAAGGUGUCAAGCCUGCUUGGGAAGACCCUGCCAACACCAACGGUGGUAAAUGGAGCAUCCAACUGCCACGCGAUAAGACUCGCGCACAGAUCGACCGAUUGUGGCUCUACACCAUGCUCGCCGCCAUCGGUGAGACGCUCGAGGCACCGUUUCCGAAUGGCGCCGCUCCUCCCAGCAGCAGUGCCGAGGACGAGCUGGUGACGGGUGUUAUCAUGUCUGCGCGUGCUAACUUUUACCGCAUCGCGAUCUGGACAAGAAAAGCCGAGGACACCGACGAGUUGGCAGCCAAGCUGCUCGACAUUGGCAAGCAGUUCAAGGUGAAUGUGUUGGGCUACGAGAUCGAUGCCAAGAUCGGCGCCGGUCUGACGAGCGAUGUCGAGUUCCAGAGCCACAAGGAGAGCGAGAAGAAGAAGGGCAAAAAGACCAUCGUUUAA